Molecule: messenger RNA, 3376 nt
Organism: Xyrauchen texanus (razorback sucker)
Lineage: Eukaryota; Metazoa; Chordata; Actinopteri; Cypriniformes; Catostomidae
Product: palmitoyltransferase ZDHHC3-A-like
Exons: 7
Coding region: 170-1063 (297 amino acids)
Biological process (GO): peptidyl-L-cysteine S-palmitoylation; protein targeting to membrane
Cellular component (GO): Golgi apparatus; endoplasmic reticulum
Molecular function (GO): protein-cysteine S-palmitoyltransferase activity
Source: RefSeq, a predicted model, not a curated record
GCGUAUUCAACAGCCUUAGCCAAUGAUCGGGUAAAUUGUGAUGUAUAUUAAAAUACCAACCUCCUCAGUUAGAGUGAUCAAUGAACUAUUUGAUCAUCUCUGCCUGGGUUUGGAGAACAAACGUGAGAGGCACCGAUGUCGCCAAAAAUGAUGGGAUCUUUGUGUUAGGAUGAGAAGUCCAGUGCCACGCUUUAGGGACGUUGAAAGGCAGGCCAGUGGCGUGCAGCCCACACAGUGGCUUCCUCCUUGUCAUGAGCAACCGAACAACAUGUGGUUCAUCCGAGAUGCCUGUGGCAUCAUUUGUGCAAUUAUCACCUGGCUUCUCGUCUUCUUUGCCGAGUUUGUCGUGCUGUUUGUCAUGCUGAUCCCAUCAAAGAACUUGACCUACAGCCUGGUGAACGGCACCUUGUUCAAUAGCUUGGCCUUCCUCGCCUUGGCAUCUCAUUUCAGGGCCAUGUGCAAUGACCCGGGAGCUGUGCCAAAGGGAAAUGCCACUAAGGAGUACAUCGAGAGCUUGCAGCUGAAGCCAGGCCAGGUGGUUUACAAAUGUCCCAAGUGCUGCAGUAUUAAGCCAGAUAGAGCUCACCACUGCAGUGUCUGUAAGCGCUGUAUCCGGAAGAUGGACCAUCAUUGCCCAUGGGUAAACAAUUGUGUCGGGGAAAAUAACCAGAAGUACUUUGUGCUUUUCACAAUGUACAUUUGUCUGAUCUCUCUGCAUACCUUGGUCAUGAUGGUCUUUCAUUUUCUCUACUGCUUUGAAGAUGACUGGACAAAGUGCAGUACAUUCUCCCCACCAGCCACUGUAAUUCUCCUCAUCCUCCUGUGCUUUGAGGGCCUCCUCUUCCUCAUCUUCACCUCUGUGAUGUUUGGCACCCAAAUCCACUCUAUCUGCACAGAUGAAACGGGCAUAGAGCAGUUGAAAAAGGAAGAGAGAAGAUGGGCUAAAAAAACUAAAUGGAUGAACAUGAAGGCGGUAUUUGGACACCCCUUCUCAAUAGCAUGGUUGAGCCCGUUUUCCACACCCGACCACGGGAAAGCUGACCUCUACCAGUAUGUGGUCUGAGCUCAGGAAGCUUUAAAGUAGAUCCUGGAGGGCACUUCUACUGCCCUUAUAAUCUAUCGCAUCAACGUUUUUUUUGUAUUCUAAACUUGACUCUGCUCACCAGUGAGGCUAAAUCAUAUUUAUCAUUUUUUUGGGGAACAAAUCAUUGCUCAUCCAAUUACCUUGCCUCCGUUCAAUUUCAUUUAACAGAAAGUGGAAGCUGUACAUUUAACGUGUCUCAAUCAGACGCAUCUCUGCCUGGCUAUACUAAAAUGAAGAUGAGUGAUGUUGAGAUUUUAGAAGCCAAUGUAUGCUAAUGUGAUUACUACUGUAAUCUCUUCACAAUGUUGCUAGACUUUUCAAUUAUGGCCUUCUUGCUGAGAGUACUUAUAAACUUUCUUUUAAUUCUUCUUACCUAUUUUUAAAUGUAAAAUCUUUCCUGGUUAAAAAGAGCACUGAUAACUGUUCGCUAAAAUUGUAUAUUACGCACACAGAUACAAGAGAUGUUUAAUAUGGAUCUAUUAACUUGGGCUCUACACUUCAGUUUAUGGAUUUCUAUUGAAAAUCGAUUGGUGUAAUUUUCAGCAAAAUAUUUAGUUUAUUAUUAUUAUUCUCUUAAAGAUUACUCAAUUCAAUUUGAUAUAAUUUUGUUAGGAAAUUUGAAAUGCAUAAAUCAAAAUGUAUCUUUUUUAUUAUUAGUGUAAACAUAAUAGUACAGUAUAAACAAUAUGGCAAUCUUAAUUAGAAACAAAUAGAUUCUAUUAAGACUAAAAUUAUACAUCACGAAAUCUGAAAUUUGAUGACAAAGGUUCAAUUUGAUUAAAUUAUUUUCUAUGAUUCAUAGAAUCAUAGAAAAUACUUUGAAAAAUAUGAUGAAGACACAUAUUUAACACAUUGUUUUUUGGAUUAGAAAUAAAUGCAUGUAGCAGAUAUUAUUAGUAGAUAUACAUUAACUUGAUAUUAUCAGAUAAUUUGCACACAAUAAUAACAUUGCAAUUGUCAGUAAUUGAAAAUCAGUAAUUGUCUUACAAAUUUAAAGAAUGUGCUUUGAGAUAUUAUGGGCAAUUAUACACAAUUUUAAGUGAAAAUAGCUAUUUUACCAAUUAGAAGCUCUUUGUUCAGUUCUAUUUACCUAUUGCAGAAAAAUGGUUAGGUUAUCAAGGCAUUUAUUAUUUAUUUAAGAGUUGGUUUACUUCCUGUGUUUCAGUACACUAGGUUUGAAGAAUGGCUGGAGAAGAAAAAGACUUGUUAUUGAAAUAUUCUGUAUCUUCACUGAGUUUGUACAUAACCGAUACAAAUUGUGUUUUGGGUAGUUCAUUGGUCAACCAUUGUUGCUAUUGUUUUGGUUAAUUGCAUAUAUUUUACAUUUUAUUAAUAUGCAUUUUUGUUAUGAUGAAUGAAAUGAAAUAUGCGUAACUUUUAAGUGUGUAUGAAAAAGACAAUCCUUUUGUUCUUUGAAAAUUGCUAAUUAAAAACCUAAAAACCUUGGAUGUUGAAACAGUCAUUAGUCCUUUAGGAUUCCACCAUAUCACCACAGCAUUGUUUAGCAUUCAAUUUCUUUGCUUUGAAGAAGGAAUUACAGCAAAACCAAGAUAAAAACAGCAUUUACAUUGCACAAUAACUGUGUUGUAAUCUCUCAAGAGGUCCAAAUAUUUAAAAAAUGUGCUUGGUUUGUAUCUUCCUCCCUACUUCCUCUUCCUCUGUCACUACUUUUUGCCCUGAAUAUUUUUCCAUCUCUUAUAUGUGUAUUGUUUUAUGAAUGGUUCUGUUGCUCAGUAAUUUCCAAGGAUUCUUUCUAUCUACAUUUUGUAUCUUUUAUGAGACUUAAAAUGAAUGGAGAGAAAAAAAAAAGCCUCUAAUCAUAUUUAAUAUUUAAUUCAUAAAACAUAUUUAGGCCUGAUGUCACUGUUUGAUUGGUGUGAUAUAGAGGUAAGCUUUGAUCGCUGUCAGUAUAAAACCAGUUCCAACACAGCCUAUGUUCUUAUUGCCUGAACGCAUGCUAUUUGAAAUGGUUUGCUACUUUUUAUUUAUUAUUUUAUUAUAGACAUUUCUUUAGGAACGAGAAAGCAUGCUGCAUGCAUUUAGUUUUUUUAAAUGUUUAUUAUUUAUGCCAUAAAGUGACCGUAAACCAUUACUUCCUGUUGAGUUAUCUCUCUCAUAAAUUAUUAAACUCUAGCAGCACUACGAUGCAUGAAUUAAACAAAAUCCUUUCCCAUCCCCCUCUUUACUGUAGUCACCAUUUGCAUUUGUAUUUUCAGUUCAAUCAAUGAAAUUUAAGUUGGUAAUGUGCCAUUGUGGAUGUUCCCUAUCAAUUGAUGAAUUUUAUCAUUAUAU